This is a messenger RNA of Agrilus planipennis (emerald ash borer), 2969 nucleotides long. Its product is annotated as protein NRDE2 homolog. Gene Ontology annotation, molecular function: protein binding. NCBI's taxonomy places the organism in Eukaryota, Metazoa, Arthropoda, Insecta, Coleoptera, Buprestidae. Gene Ontology annotation, cellular component: catalytic step 2 spliceosome. Bases 145 to 2949 code for a protein of 934 amino acids. The record is from RefSeq and is a predicted model, not a curated record. Gene Ontology annotation, biological process: negative regulation of RNA catabolic process; regulatory ncRNA-mediated post-transcriptional gene silencing. The transcript has 2 exons.
UGUAAAUGAUGUAAAUAUAUUUAUAUGAUAUUUAUAUUACUUUAUAUCGUAUCCGUAUUUAUGAACAAAAAACACAUUGCCUAUUAUUAUCCAGAUAGUUUUCAUAGUUUUAAAACAAUGUGAAACAACUGAUUGCCCCAACAAAUGGCAUUGUUUCCUGCUUAUGGAUUAAAUGAAGAAGAAUCUGCACGUACAGAAACUUCUGAAGGUUUAGUGUGGUUGGAAAACUCAAGCUUUAAAGCUGAUGUCAAUGUUUUGAAAAAAUCAGAGACUCUACAAGCUGACGAUGAGAGGGAAGAUAAAGUAUCUCUACACAGAAAAAAACAAAAGAAAAAAGAGAAGAAAAAUAAAAAAAACAAGGCCAAAGAAACUAUUCAACUGCUAGAUGACGCUCUACCUAAUGAUCUUUUCUUAAUAGAUAAAAAAAGAAACAAAGAAUAUCUUUCAUCGUCUGUACAAAGAAUAGCAAGGCCUUCAGCUCCAAAAUAUAUUCUCCGAUACAAGUCACACCAAAUGUCUAAUAAAAAUUAUAAAAAGAAAAUUGUAAGAUAUUUUCAUCAUGUGUGUGACGAAUUACAUAAGAUAGCAAAUGAUAAAAGCAACAGUAGUGAGAAUGUUGAAUUUGAAGGAUACAAAGAAGAACAAGAUUUAACCCAAACCACUGCAUUUUAUAAUCGCAGUUUAAGUGAUAAUCCUCAUGAUAUAAAUAUGUGGUUAAAAUAUGUUCGUUUUCAAGACAUUGUAAAUCAUUUUGAAAAGGCAUAUCGUAAGGGAAGCAUAGCAAAAGGUUCCAGAGUAUUGGCCGAAAGAAAAUUAAUAAUUUUAGAUAAAGCAUUGAUUCAAAAUCCUAACUGUGAGGCAUUAUUACGAGAGAGGUUAAAUAUUGCUGCAAGUGUUUUUCCUGCAGAUGAAUUGUACCUUCAAAUGGAAAAACUAAUUGAAAAGGAACCACAGAAUAUUAUUCUUUGGCAAGGUUAUAUAGAGUCAUUACAAUGUUCCAUGUCUCAUUGUAAUAUUUCUGCUGUACUAAAGUUGUAUGCUAAAUGUUUAUCCACAUUACAUCAUUUACGACGUAAUUCAUUAGUUGAGAAAACAGUUUUAGAAGAAAAUAUUCUUCGGAUGUUAUACCAGUGUGGAUUAUUUUUGAAACAAAGUGGUUUAUUUGAACAGCUUUGGUUAUUGUUAAGUCUCUAUUUGGAAUUAAAUUUAAGUCCUGAAGACAAGGGAAAGUUCAAUAUUUCAUCAAACAUUAAUGAGAAAGAAUUGGAAGAAUUAGAAAAUGCAGUUUUAUCUUCCCAACUACCGAUUCAUGAACUUUGGUUGCGGAUUGAAAAACUUCGUGAAUCUUGCCAUUGGUUGCCUUCAAAAGACGAGAAUUGUGAAGAUCCUCAAAGGAUCGUUUUUGCUGAAGAUGUUUCUGAGUUUAUACACCCAAUUACAAUGCCUGGAAAUACAUUCAAACUUACAGCUAUAGUUUUAACUCUUUUGAAAGUACCGUUACUUCCUUGUAGACAUUCCACUAUACAGGAAUUGGGUUUGGAUUAUGUCCCAUGGUCGCUUGAUUCUAUUGAAAUGCUACUUCCAUUAUUUUAUCCUAUGUAUGGUGUUAACUUUAAAAAUAAAUAUUUGUUAAAGGACACACAAAAGCUUGCCAUUGGUCCCCAGUAUUCAAGAACAUUACCUGGGCAGGAGGAAUAUUUAGAGUUUGUUUUAAAUGUAAUGAGAAAUUGUAUGGAUUGUUUAAAAGAAUAUGAAAAAGUAGCCAUGGCUCUCUGGUGGUUUAGACUUCAAAGAUUGCUUAUAAUAUUAGAUAAAGAAGGAAGGUUCAAAAUGACUCACGGGUUUAGAAAAAGAAUUAAGAAUGCUAUCAAAAAUUUUAUUAAAAAAGAAGUAAAUAGAAAUAAUUUAUUAUUUUACCAAGAAUAUGCUCUCUUCGAAUCAGAAUGGGGAACUAAUGAUGAUGCAAUUGGUAUAUUAUUAACGGCUCUUUCUUCGAAAAACAAUGAUCAUCUAUUAGAUUCUAUUCAAGACACAGAAGAACAAAGGCAUGUCUGUCGAUUGUAUCGAACGAUUAUAGAAUUAACAUUAUCAAAUGAGAAGGAACCUGAACAUGUAAAUAAAGUCGUAUUGGACUACUUAGUCCACAUGUGUCUAGGAAAAUCUGCUAAUAGUUUAUCAGAAACUGAUAUAAGUGAUGCCGCUAUUAAAUUAAAGCACGCCUAUUUGCAGUUAUUACAGAAAGUACAAAUGCAGGAAGAGGGCAAUUUUGGUAUUAUUGAUCAUUUUCUCCCAAAUUUUUUCAUUGAUAUUGUCAUUUGCUACAGUUGGUUUAUUUAUUUUAAAGAAGGUAUAGUAAAUUGUGGCGCUUUCUUAGAAGAAACCCUUUCAACAUUGGAAAAGUCUGGUAGUAACUUAUGGUUACGUGAAGUUUUAUUUGAAUUUUAUGCGGCAAUCCUUUAUCGGCAUUUGUUGUUGCAUUUAGGAUCUGUGAAUUUCAAACUACUUGAGGAACUGUUGCAAAGAGGAAUUGAAAGUUACCCCAACAAUUUAUUUUUGUUGGCGGCAUUUUCAAAAGUGCAGAGUUUAAAUUGUUGCAUAGGGCAACCGUUGUUUAAAACUUCAAAGAUUUUAUUAAAUACUGGAAGGGCUCUUUCGUCAAUUAUUUUAGUAUUGAUAACUCAACAAAAAAUUGCCGAAAUUGAAGCUUCCUGUACAAACACAUUUACAGGUCAGAGCCCCAUAUUAGAAGACAUCUACAAAAAUAAAAUGCUAUCAAUUUUUAAACGUUUGACGCUAUCCUCAAUGUGCACCAGAAGAUGUGGUUUGGUAUGGAGACUUUACCUUCAGUUCUUGUAUUCACAUUUUACUCCUGAUCUUGUGCGAAACGCUUACUACGCAGCAGUAGAGGAAUGUCCUUGGCUUAAGGUACGUUUUCACUUUUUUAGAUAAAUCAUAUGACUUUUUACUGA